GAAUUAUUAUUUCGUUAAAACGAAAUAAUAUUGACGGCGUCUUCGGAACUCUUCUGCUGCGAAAACAACUAAAGCUAUUACACCUUGCUUGAUCAGGGACGGACGGACGGAGUCCUUUGAAGAUACAGGAUGGAAGACUUUUUAAAAGAUCGAGGAGUAGAAGGAACCAUCAUUAAUAAAAUGAAAGAAGAAGGUAUUGACGAAACAGUUGUGUCAACUAUGACAGCAGAACAACUUAGCAAGUACCUGCCUCGUUACGGUGACUGCUUAGCAGCAAUUGCAUUUUCGAAACAACAUCCCUCAAGCAGCCUGAGUGAAGCAUCUCAAAGAUCCAAAGAUCGAAGAAUAUCAUUGCGUGACAGAUUGCUUGCUAAGUUGCAAGGGAAAAAAGGUGAUGAACAUGUAAGAAGAUCAGUUCCCCAAGAAGGAAAUAAGAAUGCCAAGAAGACUUCCAGAAAAAUAGAACUUGGUUGGCUUCAUACCUAUGGAGCUUGUGGUACACUUAAACAAGUUAGAUCACCAAAUGGAGGAGGAACAAGGACUGUAGACAUAGAUGUAAAUGCUACCAUUUCAGAAUUGUUGACUACAGCUAAAGGCCUUUUUUUCCCUAAUGGGAAGUCAAAGAAAGGAAACGAAAAGGAUUUUGAUUUCUAUGUUGCAAAUCAAACUCAUGAGAGACAAGAAAGUGACUUCACAGUCAAACAGAUAUUUGAGUCUACCAAGUUAAAGAUACUUCGAUUCUAUCUGGUAACAUCCCCUGCUGCUACUGCAUCUACUGACAACAGUGCUGAUAAGAAAACACAACCACAAAGCAAAGGAAACCCAUUUCAUUGCUUACCUGAUGCUGAUACCUUGGAGGAGUUCACAAACUCUUCAGAAAGUGGAGAUGUUGAAGAUUUAUACAGCAUGCGCUCAUUUACAGAUGAUGAUAUUCCUAGUGAACUUCUUGAAGGUUCAAAUGAAACUCUUUUUGACCCACUUCUGUUUGAACCACUUGAACAACAAGAAGAGGAAGAGUUAUCAAAUGUGCCACAAGCGUUACAACCAUAUAUACAACAAGGACAACCAAAUUCUCCACCUGCAUCACAAGAACAUGCACAUUCAUCUCAUAUUCAGGAACAACAGCAAACAACAGACCCAAGCAUUAUAACUUUACAUAGAACAAUGAUUCAAGAGGAACUUAUUCAGCACUUUAAGAAUCCCAGUGUUAUCAAUGCAAAGUUAUCAUUUUCAUUUGUCAAUGAAAGAGGCCAAGAUGCUGAUGGAGUUUCUAGAGAUGCAUAUUCAGGGUUUUGGACAUCAUUUCUGUUGAGAAAUACAGAUGGUGAAACAUACAGAGUACCAGUGUUGACAAAUGAAUACAGCUUAGAAGAAUGGGAAGCUAUUGGCCGAAUUUUACUGAAGGGUUAUCAAGACCACAGGUAUUUACCAACUGGUUUGGCACCAGUUUUCCUUAUUGCUAUAGUACAUGGCGAAGAUGUUGUGUCCCCACAACAGUUGAAGGAUUCUUUUUUUAAUUAUCUUGCCCAGUCUGAGAAAGAAGUUCUGGAAGCCGCUUGUAGAGGAUCUUUGUUUGAUGAAGAUGAAUUACUUGGUGUACUUGACAGAUUUCAGUGUCAUCGAAUUCCACAGCUGGAAGAGAUGAAUUCGACGGUUAUUCAAAUAGCUCAUAGAGUGUUAAUUCAAGAACCAAAAUAUGCAUUGGAUGCAAUGAGGAAUGUCAGUGGAAACACUCUCCAGUUAUUACUACCAGACAUUGCAUCAAUUAGUUCCAUUUAUACAAAACUGAAUCCAACUGUUACCAAGGUGCUUGGCUUAUUGCACGCUUCACCAACAACAAAAGAGGAAAAUGCGAGCUUUGGAUUCCUUAAGAGAUUUGUGCGUGGCAGGAAUAACGAACAACUGAAACAAUUUAUCAGAUUUCUUACUGGCUCAGAUGUGGUAUGCGUUGAUAAGAUAGAAGUCACUUUUGUCCUUCGGUAUGGUAAAGGAAGAGUCCCAACCAUACACACAUGCGGACCUACCUUGGAGUUACCAUCGACCUAUGUUAAUUUCCCAGAUUUCAGAAGUGAAUGGGAGUCAAUACUAAGCAACACAGACAGCAUGGAAAUGAGUAUUGCAUAAUUUGCGUACAGUUUGCAAGUUUUUUUUAUCUGAUACAGAUAUAGCUCAUAGUGUUAAUUCAAUUAUCUGUGUUUUAUGUAGACUUUAGCCAGAAAAACUACUGAAUUACCUGGUUGGAUUAGACAGACAUGUAUGUUAUGACAUGGUUAUCCGACUUCUUUUCCCAGGUAGUCAGAACAUGUAUAUUUUUUAGCUGAUCUGGCAAGAAGUGUUACUUGGUGUACGAAGGACAGAAAAUGACCUCUAUCUUACUGAUAUAUUUAUGACAUACUUAUUUUAUGGUGAAUUGUCUGUCGUCUGUUUGUUAUCCGUCUUCGUCAUCCUUCAAUUUUUUCUUUGAACGAUUUCUUCUGAACUGCAGUACCUAGGUCCAUGAUAUCCGGUCAGUAAGUACCUGGGACAGAGGGCUAUAAAAUUUCUGAAAACGAUGACCUUGACAUACUUUCAAGGUCACAGGGGUCAAAUUUGUAAAACUCUUUGAACAACUUCUUCUGAAUAACAAGAAGGCCCAGAGUAAUGAUAUGUACCCAGUAGGUACCUGGUGUGAAGUAAUAUAAAAUUCCUCAAAUAAAUGACCAUGACCUACUUUCAAGUUCACAAGGCUCAAACUAUGUUAAAAACCUUGAAAUAACUACUUCUGAAUAACAAAGGGACAUAGAGCAAUGAUAUUUAACCAGUAGGUUACUACCGCGAGGUGCUAUACAUUUUCCUCAAAUAAAUGAUUUUGAAGUAUUUCCAAGGCCUCAAUGGUUAAAUAUAUAAAUAUUUUUAAAG
Molecule: messenger RNA, 2898 nt
Organism: Mizuhopecten yessoensis (Yesso scallop)
Lineage: Eukaryota; Metazoa; Mollusca; Bivalvia; Pectinida; Pectinidae
Exons: 3
Coding region: 130-2124 (664 amino acids)
Molecular function (GO): ubiquitin-protein transferase activity
Source: RefSeq, a predicted model, not a curated record